Messenger RNA from Eremothecium sinecaudum, 936 nucleotides. RefSeq names its product methylsterol monooxygenase (gene ERG25). Gene Ontology annotation, biological process: ergosterol biosynthetic process. Lineage: Eukaryota; Fungi; Ascomycota; Saccharomycetes; Saccharomycetales; Saccharomycetaceae. The record is from RefSeq and is a predicted model, not a curated record. Bases 1 to 936 code for a protein of 311 amino acids. Gene Ontology annotation, molecular function: iron ion binding; C-4 methylsterol oxidase activity. The transcript has a single exon.
AUGUCGUCAACUUUUGCGAACUCUACAAUUUCUGCUUUGGUUGGUCAGGGUCAAGGUUUAAGUUUUAAUGAUAUUUUAUCGAAUAUCAGGUCGGUUCAACCGCAUUUGAAUUUAUUAGAACAGUACUGGGCCACUUGGUACACGUAUAUGGAUAAUGACGUGCUUGCCACUGGGUUGAUGUUUUUUGUUUUACACGAAACAAUGUAUUUUAGUAGAUCAUUACCAUGGCUGAUUAUUGAUCAAAUUCCGUACUUUAGAAAAUAUAAGUUGCAGCCUACGAAGAUUCCCUCUGCGAAAGAACAGUGGCACUGCUUGAAAUCCGUUUUACUUUCGCACUUUUUGGUUGAGGCUAUUCCUAUUUGGACCUUUCACCCUAUGUGCGAAAAGUUAGGGAUUACUGUGGAAGUUCCCUUCCCUUCAUGGAAGAAAUCUGUUGCUGAGAUUGCAUUAUUCUUUGUUUUAGAGGACACUUGGCACUACUGGGCCCACCGUUUGUUCCACUACGGUGUGUUCUACAAGUAUAUUCACAAGCAACAUCAUCGGUAUGCGGCGCCUUUUGGUUUGUGCGCUGAGUACGCUCAUCCCGCUGAGACGCUAACGCUUGGCUUCGGUACUGUUGGAAUGCCUAUAUUAUAUGUUUUAUACACUGGACACUUGCACUUAUUUACUUUGUGUAUGUGGAUUACCCUUAGAUUGUUCCAGGCUAUUGAUUCACACUCUGGUUAUGACUUCCCAUGGUCUCUAAACAAAUUCUUGCCCUUCUGGGCUGGUGCGGAACACCAUGACUUACACCACCACUACUUUAUCGGUAAUUACGCUUCUUCUUUCAGGUGGUGGGAUUAUGCAUUUGAUACUGAAUCUGGGAUGGAGGCCAAAACUACUAGAGAAGAAAGAAUGAAGAAGAGAGCUGAACUUAAGGCGAAAAAGGUUAAUUGA